AUGGCGACAAUAUCCACUUUACCAGAGUUAAAAGUAGCCCUGGUGACCAGACACCCAAUACAGCCAAAUCCGUUUAUUCAGGCCCUCAGCUUCACCAUGUUGUCUCAGGGAUGUGGCUGGAGCAAAACAGGACAAUGUGGCUACCUGUGGAACAGGAAGAGAGAACUAGCUACAGCAUAUUAUUUAACACAUGGUUAUCAUAUCAAGAAAGUCUUCAAAAACUCUGAUGCCAAUAGGCUACUUCUGGCAAUGGUGGGAUAUGGAAUUUUUGCAAAAAAAAAAUUGGGUGGAAGUAAAAAGGCAUCUGUAAAAGUUGAUUCUAAACAGCCGGUCCUGCACCUGGGGUACAGAGUACAAGGCUUGAGCUCGAACACCUGUGUAACAUCACCUUUAUCAGAAAACUUCCCAACCAGAUCCAGAAAUCAUUCCUAUGACCUGACCUGUGUUCACACAGAGCUCCAGAACAAGACCAAGCUGACAGUGCUGGAAGGAGACAUUCUGGAUGAGCCAUUUCUGAAGAGAGCCUGCCAGGACGUCUCGGUCGUCAUCCACACUUCCUGUAUCAUUGAUGUCUUCGGUGUCCCUCACAGAGAGUCCAUCAUGAACGUCAAUGUGAACGGUACGGUGGCCUGGGGAGGAGAUGGACCAAGGUGGGGAAAUGAGGAUCAGAAAGAAGGGCAGGAAGGAAAGAGAAGUCUCUCCACUGAACACCUGCUGUGCUCUGGGCCAAGUGCCUUUGCUGAUCACUACCAACUGGGGGAACUCAAGGCUGCUAUUUUCAGUUUCAUAGAUGAGAAUACUAGGACUGAGCAAAGACAAGCAACUUGUCCAAAGUCCCACAGGUAAGUAAGUAAGUAAGUAGGAGAGUUCGACUUUAAACUCACUCCUGUGUGACUCCAAAGGCUGUGAAAGCUCUUUCUAAUGUGGCCCCAGUCAAAAGUCAAUUAAUCUCUGACUUCAGACUCUUGAAAUCCAGUUACCCCUUGGCUCCCCAGCCCAGAAUCAGACCUUCCAGGUGUUACCAUAGUCAUCAUUUUGAACCUUGUGUGCAGGCUGAUGAGAACAUUCAGAGUCCUCCUGCUCACCUCCAAGAAGAAGUCCUCUCAAGAGAACUAGCAAAGCUGGUUCACAGAGGUCUGUCAGGACAGAAUUAUCUAGCACACACCUUCCCACAAUAUUUUUUUAACAAUAAGAGUUUCCCAGUGUACCAGAAUGCAAUCUGUUCAGCUCACCACAGGGUCUGCUAUUACAUUGCUGUUUCCAGCCAUGUGCCCAAAGUGCACCCUCAUUCAAUCCUCAUCCCUUAAAUGCUUGGUGGCCUUUCUGAAUUGUCACUUUCCAACCUACUUUAAAUUCAGACACAUUUCCUUAAGGAAUCUUCUAAUGCACUCUCACUCUCUGAUCUCCAGAGCCUCUUCAGCACCACAGCACCCCAACCCCCGGCCU
Messenger RNA from Chlorocebus sabaeus (green monkey), 1446 nucleotides. The record is from RefSeq and is a predicted model, not a curated record. Lineage: Eukaryota; Metazoa; Chordata; Mammalia; Primates; Cercopithecidae.